Molecule: messenger RNA, 3627 nt
Organism: Austrofundulus limnaeus
Lineage: Eukaryota; Metazoa; Chordata; Actinopteri; Cyprinodontiformes; Rivulidae
Gene: sp3a
Product: sp3a transcription factor
Exons: 6
Coding region: 151-2169 (672 amino acids)
Biological process (GO): regulation of transcription by RNA polymerase II
Molecular function (GO): RNA polymerase II cis-regulatory region sequence-specific DNA binding; DNA-binding transcription factor activity, RNA polymerase II-specific
Source: RefSeq, a predicted model, not a curated record
CCUUUGUGUUACCUACUGCCCGUCAAUCAAAAUACAAAAAAAAUCUGACACUUAUCACCUAUUUUUGCACGUAUACAAUCAAUUUAUGGCGCUCAAGAUGUUCCGUGGUUUGUGACUUUCAGGACUUUCCGGUUAGAGACAAGUCACGCAAUGACCGCCCCAGAACAGCCACUGAAACCAGAUGAUAUGGCUGCCCCGGAUGCUGACCAGAGUCAAGAUGACUUUAUGCAGCAGGAAGUGAGCAGUGGCAAUCAGACAUCAGAUUCAUCUUCGCAACUUUCUGGGACUGACAAAUGGGAGGUGCUAGCUCCCACAACAGCAGCAAAUGAUGAGUCUGGAAUAAUACAGAUGGAAAGUCAGGGGAUAUUAACAUCUAAUGGACAGUAUGUUCUCCCUCUCCAAAACUUACAAAGUCAGCCAAUUUUUGUAACGUCUGGAAUGAACGAUUCCUCUGCCAACUCAGUGCCUAACAUUCAGUACCAAGUAAUCCCUCAGAUUCAGACAGCAGAUGGACAGCUGAGCUUCUCCACGUCAGGUGUCAAAGGACCAACCCUGACUCAGGAUGCCACAGGGCAGAUUCAGAUCUUGUCUGAUGGGAGCCAGGGUCUCAACCUGACAUCAUCUGCAAACAUUCUCAACAACCAAAACCUCAUUUCACAGACUGGUAAUAUCCAGCAGAUCCAAGGGGUUUCUAUUGGCAGCUCCACAUUCAACAGCCAGGGCCAGGUUGUUACCAGUGUGCCUGUGGGUCUGCCAGGGAACAUUACCUUUGUUCCCAUUAACAGUGUCGACCUGGAAUCCCUUGGCCUGUCAGGUGCUCAAACUAUAGCAACGGGGGUCACUGCUGAUGGCCAGCUAAUUAUGGCAAACCAGCCUGUGGAUAGCUCAGAGAGCUUGAAUAAGACAGAUGAUCACAUUUCACAGACGAUACCAGUAAGUAACUCUAAUGCAAACACUGAGAUCUUUGUGCCAACGUCUUCCUCUCAGCUGAAUGUUCCAGAAAAUGAAACUGGUCUGCUGACACAAGACGCUUCAUUGACAUCAGUUGCUGCAGAGCAACCCGACUCGAGUUCUGGCCUUCAGGAAGGCUUUGUCCAACAGAAUCAGGAGCUUGGCGUCCAGGUGUCUUCAGCUCAGCCCAUCAUCCAACUGCAGCAGGUGCCUAUUCAGACCACCAACGGUCAGGUGGUCCAGUCGGUGGCAACAGGUGGUCAGAACUUGCAGAACGUGCAACUAAUCAACCCAGGAACCUUCAUCAUCCAAGCUCAGACGGUCACACCAUCAGGUCAGAUACAGUGGCAGACCUUUCAGGUACAAGGAGUGCAGAACCUUCAGAACCUGCAACUACCCACCACACCACCCCAGCAGAUAACUCUGGCACCCGUCCAGACUCUGUCUUUGGGCGGCAUCGGUGCAGGGCAGAUUCCCAACCUGCAGACUGUGACCGUCAACUCAGCGGCCCAACAGGAAGGAGACACAGAUACUCAUGGAGUUUCAGAUAUUCGGAUCAAAGAAGAGCCUGACUCAGGGGACUGGCUGAACACCAGCUCAACCCUGAACACAAACGAUCUGUCGCACCUCCCUGGUGGGAUCAUAGAUGAAGAUGAUCAGUUCGGUCAGGAGGGCAAGAGGCUGCGCAGAGUGGCGUGCACUUGUCCUAACUGCAAAGAGUCGGGGGGGAGGGGGUCCGGCACGGGCAAGAAGAAGCAGCACAUCUGCCACAUCGCAGGGUGUGGGAAAGUCUACGGAAAGACAUCACACCUGCGAGCACACCUGCGCUGGCAUUCAGGGGAGCGACCUUUUGUUUGCACCUGGAUGUUCUGUGGGAAAAGGUUCACACGCAGCGAUGAACUGCAGAGGCACAGGAGAACACACACAGGAGAGAAGAAGUUUGUCUGCCCAGAAUGUUCGAAGCGCUUCAUGCGGAGCGACCACCUGGCGAAGCACAUUAAAACUCAUCRGAACAAAAAAGGCGUGAACUCCGGCAACACCGUGGUGGCCUCGGUGGAGUCGGCAGGUUCCUCUGACAGCAUCAUUACGGCGGGUGGAACCACCCUCAUCCUCACCAACAUCCAGCAGGGCUCUAACAACGCCCAGGACAUACUGGCCAACGCAGAGAUUCCCCUCCAGCUCGUCACCACAGUCGCCGCCAGUGAAGUUAUGAAGUGAUUCGMUCUUCUUAUGAACUCUUCUUAUACUGUAUACUCCUACGUGCAUUUUUAUUCAAGUUUUGAAGGAAAAUUAUAAAUAUAUAUAUAUAUUUUAACACAGAUUUAGUCCGUGUCUACUCUCAGUUGUCGUGGAGGAAAGAAAAGCAAGCGGGGACUAAUGAGGAAACAAAGACGUURCAGUAAACACACAAAGAAAUGCCUUAUUUUGUACAAAAUUGGAAAUGUAAGGUUCCACUUUGUUUUAAUUGUACUUAUUUGUUAAUAUUAUGUUUUUGAUGAGAAGUUAUUUCUCUCACCUUUUUGUUGAUUUAUUUUGCUUUUGUUCUGUGGAAGCAAAACUUGUUCCGUUUUCCUUUUUAGCGGAGACGAAACCCCUCAGCAGAACUAAUUUUAUCUAUCCCAAGUGAAUUUAUUAUUUCACGUUAUGUGGGUUUUAAUUAUUGUUGUGCAUCAUUAUCUGGCACUUUGUCUGCUUGCAAAGCCCUUCUUCGUCCAGCUCUUUUUUYUUCUUUUUUAUGAAUUUGUUUUUACUCACUGCACUUAGCAGAAGAAAAAUGAAAAACAAUCAAAUUUCUUUCGUAAUUCCUCUAGACAUAUGUUGUUGAUAUGACACAUUCUCUUAGAAGCAAAUUUUACUCGACAGCUAUUUUUUAUUAAGUUUGUACAAUGUAAUACUCAGAAAUGUUUAAAUCUGCUCCAAUGUGUGAUUCAAAUGUGUUUUUUCUACCCUUUCUUGAAAAUUUUCAACACAGGAAAGAAAUAUAUUUUAAAAAAGCCAUGGUCUGGUAGUGUUUGCCAAAUUGAACUCCAAACUCAGGGUGACUCUCCACUGCGUGCUAUAAAUACAGUAAAUCACCCCAUUAGGUUCUCAGGCUGCGGUGAUUAUUUUUCUUCCAAUUUAAUCAAUGAAAUGCUGAUUAAGUUAUUAUGCCAUGUCACCUAGGCCUGCUAAAUCCUAUCGCAUCAUUUUGUUAAUUUUGCAACAGUUUUUACCACAUAUUCUGCUCCGAGCAGUGAUUUCUAAAAGUGGUAAACACAAACAGCACCGUUCUCAUCACGUUUAUUCUUCGGGACAAAAAAAAAGUUUUGUAAGACUUUUGUUAAUAUUCCUCUUGACAGUAAAUGUACAUGUUUAUUUGUACCUUUUUGUGUUACAUUCCCCCUAUUUUCCAUGUUGCAGUACGUCGAUUUUUUUCUCUGACUCUACAUUAAAUACAGAUGCACACAGAACUGAACAGUGAUUUUAACUGUAAUGUGAUCAGGUUGUUUUUUUUUUUCUUUCCUUUAUUGAGACAAUGAAGAAUAUGUUCUCUUUGUUGUCACUUCAGGAUGUUUCUAUGUCAGAGAACAUGCAGCAUAUUUACAGUCUUUUAAUAAUAAAUGCUGAAGGUUCGUCUUCAUUUCAGUCUUCUGUAUAAAUCUGUUGAUAUAUAACAAUAUAAAUCUUUCUGUUACA